Molecule: messenger RNA, 378 nt
Organism: Rotaria sp. Silwood1
Lineage: Eukaryota; Metazoa; Rotifera; Eurotatoria; Philodinida; Philodinidae
Source: the annotation of a GenBank genome assembly
AUGUCAUCAUCACAUCAGCGUUCAACGAGUACACGACCAUCAAGACCGACACAAACCGUUGGUCCAUUAUAUGUGCAUCGAUCAGCCAGUGCUCCACAGCGACAAUUUAUUUUUGUUCUGACGAAUAAUCCUGAUUUAUUACGAGGCACUCGAGCAUUUCAAACACAGGAAUGGGAGCAACGACGUCGUGGUGGAAUGUUAAUACCCAAUCGACCCAUGCAUAUUGGCAGAGCUCAAACCGAAGAACAUGAAACAAUACUAUACAAUACAUUACGAUUCGAGUUAGAAGAAUGUGUUCGAGCCUAUCUUCAACGAACUCAACGUUUAUAUCCAAUAAAUUUAGUCUUCGAUUUGUCCAACGUACAACCACAGCGAUAA